Dentiscutata erythropus is the source of this 155-nucleotide messenger RNA. The record is from the annotation of a GenBank genome assembly. Lineage: Eukaryota; Fungi; Glomeromycota; Glomeromycetes; Diversisporales; Gigasporaceae.
AUGAUGAUGAUCCGGCUGGUGACGAUAUUAAUCCGAAUGGUGACAAUGAUAAUCCGGUUGGUGACGAUAAUAAUAUUGCCGCCAUUGUGGUUGUUGCAGUUGUUGCAGUUGUUGCUCUUGUCGUAAUUGUUGAUAUUGUUGUUUCGGUUGUUGAG